AUGCUAGAAACGACACUAAGUAGAAUAUCAAGGGCGACUAGUAUUAAGCAAACCAUCCCACUUCUACGGCUCUCCACGACUUCCUUUGCCACUAAAGCUGCUUCGAAACCCAAGAGCAAACUGAGGGACUCCUUCGAAGACUUGUUCAUCUACAAGACGCUAUCAUCAUCGAAAUCACAAGAAAAUGAACUUAUCAAAUGUACGAUAUUCAACUCCCAGGGGCAAAUGACACAUCAUGGCAAAGACGUACCGAAAUCGAAAUUCAUGAAGCAAUAUAAUCUAGUGCCUCGCGAUUUCCGCAAAUUGUCCAAACACACAUCAGCACUGGGUAGUACCACCUCCACCAUCGGCGCUGCCGCCACUAACAGCAAAAUGCCAUCUUCAACCAUGCAUAAUAUUGAAUUAGUUCCUAGUUUGGUUACUAGAAAGAACUGUAUCAUGUUGAACUUGCUCAAUAUUCGAGCCCUUAUCCAAAAAGAUCAAGUGACGAUUUUUGAUUCGUAUUCAUCAACUUAUUCAAUCAGGCAUGAGAGUCAUUCACAGCUGCAACUCCUAAAAUUAAUGGAGAGCAAACUUCAAGAAAACACUUCAAACCAUCAAGUGAAGGAGUACUACGAGUUUCGGGCAUUGGAAGCAAUUUUAAUCCAUGUUAUAUCCAACCUCACCACCGAAAUGAAGGUUCACAGAACCAUACUUACCAAUGUAUUAUCCGGGUUGGAUGAAAGUAUAGAGCGGUACAAAUUGCGAUAUUUACUUAUUCAAUCGAAAAAGCUUGCUCAAUUUCAACAAAAAGCCACAUUAAUCCGAGAUUUGCUAGAGGAUUUACUAGAAAGAGAUGAUGAAUUGAAUGAUAUGUACCUAACUGACCCAAGAACCGGGACCAAUCACGCUGAAAUCGAAAUGCUAUUGGAGUCAUACUACAAGACAGCUGAUGAGAUUGUUCAAACAGUUGAGAAUUUACGAUCACAAAUUAAAACCACAGAAGAGAUUAUUAAUAUCGUGUUGGACUCGAAUCGAAAUGAAUUGAUGCUUCUUGGUUUAAAGUUUUCCACGGGGUUAUUGUCAAUGGGAGUGGCAUUGUAUUUGGCAGCAUUGUAUGGAAUGAAUUUGGAGAAUUUUAUCGAAGAGUCCGAUGGUGGGUUUGAAUUUGUGGUUGUGGUUUCGAGUAUUGCCCUAGCGGGGUUGCUCUUUGUUUGUGUUAAAAAGAUUAAAAAAGUGGAAAAGGUAACCAUGAUGAAUUUCAAGGGUCAAAGAAGGUGA
Lodderomyces parapsilosis is the source of this 1260-nucleotide messenger RNA. RefSeq lists its product as uncharacterized. The transcript has a single exon. Gene Ontology annotation, molecular function: magnesium ion transmembrane transporter activity. The record is from RefSeq and is a predicted model, not a curated record. Lineage: Eukaryota; Fungi; Ascomycota; Pichiomycetes; Serinales; Debaryomycetaceae. Gene Ontology annotation, cellular component: mitochondrial inner membrane. The coding region runs from base 1 to 1260 and encodes 419 amino acids. Gene Ontology annotation, biological process: mitochondrial magnesium ion transmembrane transport.